AUUCUAUCUGGCGUAUAUAUUCCCCUUGUCCAUGCGUUUGUUCCCUCAUCAACCUCGCUCGCUGCCAUUAUUUGCUUCUCCUCCUCCUCCUCUUCGCUGUCCAUCCAUCCGUCUCCUGGUACUUCGCUUCUCCGAUCCCCACUGCCUUAAUAUUCUGCAGCCCAGAAGCUCUGCGCUUUGCUCCGGCCGCUUUGCUUCAUUCCCGCCACUGUUCCUGCCUCAAAGGUCCGGGCUUUACAGCUGAGAAGCGAGCAGCGGCGUUCAGCAUGUUGGGAGCGAGCCCCAAGGCCAAGAAAGGCGUGCCGGUGAAGCUGGGAUCGAUGAAGAACGCUCAUGUGGCCGCCACCGGCGCCGGGGCGCCGGCGGGAGGGAAGGUCCCUGCGGAGGAGGUGUGGGAGGUCCGGCCCGGCGGUAUGCUGGUGCAGAAGAGGGGCGGCGCGCUGUCCGACGACGAGCCGUCGGCCAACGUGAAGCCGGUGCCGACCAUCCGCGUCAAGGUGAAGCACGCCGGCGUCACGCACGAGAUCUACAUCAGCUCGGAGGCGUCCUUCGGGGAGCUGAAGAAGAUGGUGGCGGCGAAGACGGGGCUGCACCCGGACGACCAGAAGGUGCUGUACAAGGACAAGGAGCGGGACUCCAAGGCGUUCCUGGACAUGGCCGGCGUCAAGGACCGGUCCAAGGUCGUCGUCGUCGAGGACCCCGAGGCCCGCGCCCGCCGCCUCAUCGAGGAGCGCCGCAACGGCCACCUCGAGAAGGCCGUCAAGGCCGUCGCCGCGGUCACCGCCGAGGUCGACAAGCUCGCCCCCAAGGUGGCGGCGCUGGACGCGUCGGUGCGGAAGGGGGAGAAAGUGGCGGAGAACGACGUGGCGCAGGUGACGGAGCUGCUCAUGAACGAGCUGCUAAAGCUCGACGCGGUGGUCGCCGACGGCGACGUCAAGGCCCAGAGACGGAUGCAGGUGAAGCGCGUGCAGAAGUACGUGGAGACGCUCGACGUGGUGAUGGCCAAGAACGCCGCCAUCGUCCGCAAAGCCGGCGAGAAGGUCGCCAACGCCAAGCAGCAGCAGCAGCCGCCGCAGCCGAGACAGCAGCAGUCUCACCAUCAGUAUCAGCAGCAGCAGCAGCCGGCGGCGCAGACGCGGUGGGAGAUGUUUGACCUGCUAUCAUCGCUGCCGUCGACGUCCUCGGCCUCCUCGACGACCACCGUCAGCUCCACGGCGUCGUCCGGCGCCCCGCCGGCGAACCGGCUCGACUGGAUGCUGUUCUGAGGAUGAUACCCGUCACCGGUCACCAGCGCAAAAGGCAAAAGCAAAAGGCGAAUGCAAUGCUUGUGUGCCAAGAAUUGCACCCGUGCCCAUCAAAAUCUGAUAGGAUGUGUGGUGUCCUGAUGAGACGAUGAUUGGGCUAGCUAUGUGCUGCUGCUGCUUACUUUGCUUGGUCACGCAUUGCAUUGCAUGGUACCACUUCUAGUUCAUCAUGUGGGAGAUUUGAGAGUAUUUUCUUUUUUCUUUUUCUGUUCUUCUUGUUCAUCAAAUGUUUGAAAUUCUUUUGUGUGCAUAUUAUUCAGAGAGAGAGGGGGGGGGGGGGGAAGUUGAUUAGGGUAAGUCAAGUGUAUUCAGAACAGAUUGGGAAUAAGUCAAAAGGGUUGUCGAUCUCCAAUUGGCGUUUGAAGAAAUAUACCCAUGCCUACACAUAUAGUCACAUACUACCAAUCAAUACAUGCAUACUGUUCUUGAGAAUGAGACGAGGAGACUACUGGUAACUGGUGGAUGCAGAUUUUCUUUUUGAACUACAGUUGAUGCAGAUUUUCCUGUAAUAAAAAAGGAUUUGUUGUUGUCU
Messenger RNA from Phragmites australis (common reed), 1836 nucleotides. Its product is annotated as BAG family molecular chaperone regulator 3-like. Bases 267 to 1265 code for a protein of 332 amino acids. Gene Ontology annotation, cellular component: cytoplasm. NCBI's taxonomy places the organism in Eukaryota, Viridiplantae, Streptophyta, Magnoliopsida, Poales, Poaceae. The transcript has 4 exons. Gene Ontology annotation, molecular function: adenyl-nucleotide exchange factor activity; protein-folding chaperone binding. Gene Ontology annotation, biological process: protein stabilization. The record is from RefSeq and is a predicted model, not a curated record.